AUGGAACCCUUCGCAGGCAUCGGAGCUUUCGGCGUGGCACUGACUAAGCUCGGCGGCACCUGUGUCUACGCCAACGAGAUCGACCGUCAUUGCGUCGAGACAUACGAAAGGAACCACUGCAGAGGGGGCCCUGGCAUCUCAAAAGUCGACAGACGCGACAUCAGAACAGUCACGCUGGCCAUGAGCCAUCCCUCGUGCAUGCUGCCAAUAGCUACCAUCGCCUGCGGCGGAUUCCCCUGCCAAAGUUUCAGCAACAAUGGUAACAGGGAGGGCCUGGGUGACAAAAGGAACGGGGAUCUCAUCUAUGCGUUUGUCAAGUUGCUCAUCCACCUGCAGAAUCCCAUCGUGCUCUUGGAGAAUGUCGCAAGCUUCGCAAAGGUUAAAAAACAUGGGGCCAUCGAGGUGGCGCAGAAGGAGCUCGAAGAGGCUGGCUACCACGUGUCAUGGCAUAUUUACGACGCAGUAGACUUCAACCUAGCCCAGAACAGGGACAGAUGCUUUAUCGUUGGAAUCCGCAAAGACCUCGCCGCGGGUCCCUUUGAGUUCAAACAACCGCCAAGCCGCCGUCAAGACCUUCCCUUGACCGACUUUCUAGACCUUCGGAACGCAAUCAGGGACCUCAGUCAAUACACCCUAUCAGAAAUCGAAUGGAACCCCGGGACGCCCGGGGAUAACACGAGCCACAAGGGUCUCAGAACUGUUGGAAAGAGGAAGGUUACCUACAAUUCUGGCAGCAUCAUAUAUCACCACUCGGGGUUUGCCGCCUGCAUUACCACCGUGGGAGGCGAUUGGUAUGAGGUGCCCGGCCCGGACGGUAGAGACAUCAUCGUCCGACUCAGUCUCCGCGAAAGACUCAGGCUACAAGGCCUCCACGAUGACCUUGAGCUCUCGGGCAGUCUGACGCAGGCACGGCGACAGGUCGGGAACUCGGUUCCUCCGCCAAUGGUCGAGUGGAUAUUCCGAUGCCUACAAGACCAAUUUCCACAUAUCUUGACCUCUGAUACUUACUCUACCACCGAAUCACGGGGCAAAGCACGGCGGGAUGCUCAGAAGGCCCUGAGCGAAGAGAACGGGGCUCUGGAGGCAUCAGAUUCAGAGAGUGUCAAGACUGGACGUGCUACUGGCAGUGGGAAGUCUGAUUCAACGAGGACGAAGAGGUUGAAUAAGCUGGGCGAGCAGAUAAAGGUCCUGGAGAAGGGAAUAGCGUCUCUGAAGGCGGAACACAAGCUUCUGGCCAAGGCUCAGCCAGGGCGGACAUAA
This is a messenger RNA of Diaporthe citri, 1260 nucleotides long. RefSeq lists its product as uncharacterized. The record is from RefSeq and is a predicted model, not a curated record. The transcript has 4 exons. Lineage: Eukaryota; Fungi; Ascomycota; Sordariomycetes; Diaporthales; Diaporthaceae. The coding region runs from base 1 to 1260 and encodes 419 amino acids. Gene Ontology annotation, molecular function: methyltransferase activity. Gene Ontology annotation, cellular component: nucleus.